Molecule: messenger RNA, 1851 nt
Organism: Lichtheimia ornata
Lineage: Eukaryota; Fungi; Mucoromycota; Mucoromycetes; Mucorales; Lichtheimiaceae
Exons: 9
Coding region: 1-1851 (616 amino acids)
Biological process (GO): SRP-dependent cotranslational protein targeting to membrane
Cellular component (GO): signal recognition particle receptor complex; endoplasmic reticulum membrane
Molecular function (GO): GTP binding; GTPase activity; ATP hydrolysis activity
Source: RefSeq, a predicted model, not a curated record
AUGCUUGAUUUCUUCGGCAUUCUCACCAAGGGCGGUUUCGUAUUAUGGGAAAAGACUUUUACACCUCUACACGGGUCGCCAGUGGAUGCGCUCAUCAAGAACGUCCUCAUUGAAGAACGUGCAGGCACAGACAUCUUUUAUAAGGACAGCUACGCCAUGAAGUGGACCUUCUCCAAUGAAAUGGAUCUCGUGUUCGUGGUGGCCUAUCAAAAAAUCCUGCAGCUGGCCUAUAUUGAUGAGCUACUCGAGACCGUCAAAACGCUCUUUAUCGACAUGUUCAACCAGACCAUCACGACCAAUUAUGGUAUCGAUGGCGAUUAUCGUUCGUUCGAUGAUGUAUUCAACCAACUCUUGAGACAACUCGAAGACAAGUACACAUCUCAUCGACAACGUGCUCCACGGAAGUUUGAGGAAACCAAAAAGUUUGAGAGCUCGGCAAAGGGAUCUGUACAAGUGAAGCCAGCAAUGGAAUCCAAAUCCACCAAGGCCGUUGAUGAUGAUGAGAUUGCAAAGAAUAUCCAAGCGCUUCGACUCCAAUCAAGUCCACGCACAAGUCCUAGAUCUAAAAAAGGACGAUCCAAAGCAGCAGCAACAACGCCAUCCAACGAAGAGCAAAAUGGCAAAAAGAAAAAGUCGCAAAAGCAAGCUCGUGUAUGGGAAGGACAAAUUGCUCGUGGAGAGAUGGAAUCGCUCGAUUACAGCUCAAAAUCCGGCAUGGCUGAUGAAGAUGCUGAGUCGAUGGCGGCAGCACAAUUUGCGGAUCCGACCAAGCUUGGAAAGACCAACAAGGAUGGUAUCUAUGAAGUGCAGGACGUAGAGGAAGAAGAGGAUGACGAGGAUGACUAUGACGAUGAGGAGGAAGUGACCAAGGAGAGCAUCAAGGAAGCUGGCGCUGGCAGCGGGAUGUUUUCAUUCUUCAAAUCCAUGACCGGAUCAAGGGAAUUGACAGCAGACACACUGGAUCCAGUAUUAAGUGAUAUCAAGGAACAUUUGAUCAAGAAAAAUGUGGCCAGCGACAUUGCCGAACAUCUUUGCCAAAGCGUAAGGUCAAAUCUACUAGGCAAAAAGAUUGGAAGCUUUUCAAGGGUUUCGACGCUGGUUCGUGACAGUAUGGAAGCCGCUUUGAAACGUAUCUUAACGCCAAAGACAUCAUUGGAUAUCCUUCGUGACAUUGAACAAGCUAAAGCACAAAAUCGGCCCUAUACUAUUUCCUUCAUUGGUGUUAAUGGCGUUGGAAAGUCCACCAAUUUGAGCAAGGUGUGCUUCUGGUUGCUUCAGAACAAUUACAAGGUCCUUAUCGCUGCAUGUGAUACCUUCCGCAGUGGUGCCGUAGAACAAUUACGUGUGCACGCCCGCAAUUUACGAGCCUUACAGACAAGUGGUCAAGGAGAAGUGGAGCUAUUCGAGCGUGGCUAUGGUAAAGAUUCGGCAGGAAUUGCAAAGAGUGCUAUUAGCUAUGCGGCGGUGAACAAGUUUGAUGUGGUGUUGAUCGAUACAGCUGGAAGAAUGCAGGAUAAUGAACCAUUAAUGCGAGCACUGGCUAAAUUGGUGGCAGUCAACAACCCAGACAAGAUCAUCUUUGUUGGUGAAGCACUCGUUGGCAAUGAAGCAGUGGAUCAGCUUAGCAAGUUCAAUCAAUCACUCAAAGAUUUCUCGGGCAUGCAAAAUCCUCGACAUAUUGAUGGUAUGAUUUUGACCAAGUUUGAUACCAUUGAUGAUAAGGUGGGUGCCGCUCUAUCCAUGACCUACAUCACUGGGCAACCCAUUUACUUUGUUGGCACAGGCCAAACGUAUACCGAUCUUAAAAAUCUCAGAGUAUCACACGUUGUUAAUAGCUUACUUCGCAAAUAA